AUGCAGGCGUCGUCGCAGUUUAACCUCGACUGGCUCUCGAUGAUUCGUAUCAAUUGCCUCUUGUCGACCAACUACUUUGGCAUCUUUUUACUCACGCUGGCCUCAAUGGCGGCAUUCUUCUGCAUCCUCCGAGUUUUUUAUUGGCGCGGCGGGUAUCUGUACAAGGCCAAGCUCGACCGCGUUCCUCGCAGCUGUCUGCACUGCGGCUUUCCCGUCCUCGAGUCGCUCUCGCGCGAUGCCUAUGCUACACUCCAGCAGCAAUUUGGCGACGGCCAGCUCAUUGCUCGCCGCGGUAGCCUCGUCGCGCAAAAGCAGUGCCACGUUGCAAUCAAGCGCACGAUCGCAACGUCGCAAGCCCACGCCACGGGCCUUCCGGUGUACAUGUCGCACCACCAAGUGUGCCCGCUCGCACACCGCCUUCAAACGGCGCAGAUGAAGGAGCGUCUGCUCCGUAGCAAUUUGCGCGUGUGGCAAGCGCGUGUCAAGCUCCGCUUGAACCUUCAGCUGUACAAGGCCAAGUGCUUCCGGCUCGGCAUUUGGCUCCUCCUCUGCACCUAUCCAAUGGUCGCUCAAAAAGUGCUUUCAAUUUUCCAUUGCGAGCGGACGGCAACCGGGUACGUCCUCGUCGUCGAUCGAACGCUGACGUGCUUCUCGUCCGGGUGGUUUCUCUACGCGGGUGUGGCUGGUGUCGGCGUUGCGCUCUGGGUGGUUGGCGUCCCAGUCUUGUUCUGGCUCCUCAUCUACCGCGCCCGCAUACGCCGCGUCGACGACCGUGUACGGGUCCUUCGGCAGCCGCCCUUUGCAGCACUUCGCGCCAAGUGGCUCCGCGAGAUGCGCGCCCACCUUGUCCUCGGUCGCAACGAGCGCAAGUAUACGCCCAUGUCAAAGUUCCUCGACGUGCAAGACUACUACUUGGGCUUGUACAUGCAGCAGCGCAACCUCCAGGACCCACUCGUGCUCAGUCGCAUUGGCUUCAUCUACAACAACUACGACGUGCGCUACUGGUACUGUGAAGUCGUCGACUUGGUGCGGCGACUGCUCAUGAGUGCCGGCGUUGUCUUCCUCGACUCGAUGCUCGCGCAGGCGGUGGUUGGCAUGCUCAUCUGCUUUUUGACGAUGGCGCUGCUGCUCUUUCUCAAGCCGUACAAGCAGUGGACAGAUACGCUCGUGUCGAGCAUCAUGCAGUUCCAGUUGUGUCUGACGCUCUUCCUCGGUAUCGUGCACACUUUAUCAACCGAGGACGGCAACUCGGAGCUUAUUGCGAUGGUGAUCCUCGGCAGCGGUCUCGCGACCGUCGUCCUUGCAGGCGUUCUUAUCUGCAAGGAAGUGCUCGACUCGUCGCGCACCGACCUCGCAGCCAUGCGGCACCGGCGCCGAUCAGCAAUUCAAGUCCAAGUGCGGCUACGCUGGCAGCGGGCGUACCGAUGGGCCUUGUUUGAAGCAUGUACGGCCGGUGUGUACCGACCUCGCGGCCGCAUCUGUAUUCCGGCCAUGCUUCACCUCGUGCGCGAAGCCACGUCCGAGCUGCGCCAACAGCGUCGCCGGCUCUACGACCACGACUAA
Messenger RNA from Saprolegnia parasitica CBS 223.65, 1563 nucleotides. RefSeq lists its product as hypothetical. The record is from RefSeq and is a predicted model, not a curated record. The transcript is spliced from 6 exons. Bases 1 to 1563 code for a protein of 520 amino acids. NCBI's taxonomy places the organism in Eukaryota, Oomycota, Saprolegniomycetes, Saprolegniales, Saprolegniaceae.